GCCUGGGAGUAACCCCCAUAACGGAGGGGGUUCCGCGGGUCCUACCCAGGAAAAUCUUAGAAUCUCGUAAUCUUAUUAGACCCAUUUCGAUGCUUCCGUGCCGACGAUUGUCCAUCGGUUUCUGCAGAAAAAUUACGUUCCUUCUGUGAGCCCUCAACAAAAUAUCCAUCUAUGCAUGUCCAUACUAUAAGCUCCCAGACCUCCUAAUUUUGCGUAACUGGUAACGCCUAGUUCCACCAUUCUACGGGACCGAUUUUCAUGAUUUUUGCGGAAAUCGACGGGCAAUUGUCUCUAGAUUAGCCGCCUCUAUUCAAUUUUUCAAAAUAUCGUCGAGGUUACGCAGUUUGUCCAUCGAUGUCUGGAAAAAAAGCUACGUUUCUGGUUCGAACUUUCCGCAAAAAAUACUUUCGUAUUAUAUGCUUGCAAAAAGAAAUUGAAAUAUAAACUCCAUUUGUACCCAUUCGGAGUCUUCCGUAAUACAGGAUCUUCAUAAAUCCACGCAUAAUUAUUCACCUUCUUUUUUACUCAAACACAAAGUACAUUCCCUUGUUUGUUACAUUUAACGAGGCCGGAAAAUGUAUCAAAUCCCGACUCUUUUUGGGCCCAUUUCGAGUCUUUACCGUCGAAAAUUUUUACAUUCACCACUGUGCUUACAUUGAAAUCGCAACAUUAAAAGAGAUAAUUAUCCGCGAUGCCUUACUCAAUUUUUUUUCUUUUCGAUGAUUUGAUCAAGUUCCGUCUCCUCUUUCCUCCUCUAGUUUCCUCGUUUAUUUUACAUUGUGGUGGGGGGGGGGCUUGACCCCCUCAGCGUCCAGCGGCCCUCCCCCCGGGCUACGUGACUGUGGAGUCCCAUCGAUUGAAGCAUCGCUCCCACGCAGUCGUUUAAGCAAACAUAAUGGCGCAUCGUUCCGCACGGUUGUUGAUUCCGCUGUUUCGUCGGUGAUUCGUCGUACCGCACGAUAUUUAUACUGAGGCUCACGUGUUUCUCUGCUCGCAAUAUUGACAAUGAAGAUCCUUACAGUUCUCUGUUGUGGAUCGCGAGGCUUCCACACUACACGGAACCGGCGGGCAAAGUGGAAUUUGGCCUUUUAAAAAAAUCUGUCCGUAGUACGGCGACCCUGGCGGUUGAAAUUUAAACCAGAGAGGGUACCCAUCUAUUAGGAACUGUUUCUUUGCAAGAAACAAUAACAUAACCAAUAAAAAAUGACUUCAAUAAAAAAACCGUCCUCCCCAAAUUUUUUUGUCGCGCCCGCGAAAACUUAUGGGGCCACGGGCAAAGUGAAAUGGGUCCGUAAAGUGGAAUCUGAUCAUUUUAAAAAUCUUAUUCGUCCUGUGGUGCUUGAAAUUGAAACUAGAGAGGGCACUUAUCCGCCGGAAACAGUUUUUAUGCAAAGAGAACAACAUAAGCAGUAAUGAAUCACAAAAGUAACUAGCCGACCCUUGCCAGAUUUGUUACUCGCUCGUCAAAGCUUCUCCCUUUUUAGAAGUGUCAAAUGAAUAAAUCCAUGAAUCCAACUCAAUAAGUAAUUACUCUAGUUUCGAUUUCAAAAACAAAAUUUGACCGAAUCCGUUUCUCCUUCUAAUUAUUAAUACAAUUUCAAGGGCCGGUGUCUCGAAUUCCACUUUGCCCGACUUAAGUCGGUCAAAGUGGAAUUUUGCCUCUUUUUUGCAUCUAAUUUUCCUGGCCCUUUUUGAAAACUUUUUUGGCUUCUUUCACCUUUUUUCGAUAAAAAAAGCGAUGAAACUUCAAUUAUAAAUAAACAUAAUGUUUUAGGUAGUUGAAACAAAUUUCCUGUAUCGCGUUGAAAAAAAGUGGUCCACUUCCCCCGGCUCUCCCCUAUACCUGCGAGACGGCAACAGUCGAUUCUCGAAACGUUGCUUAUUUCACAGUACCCUUAUAAUCGAAAUAAAAGACAUUUCCCCGUACGCUGGUGAAAAUGUGCCGAACCCAAGCUUUUUUACCACUGUCCAGCAUGAUGGUUCGGAAGGUGGAGGCGACAGCCCGUAAUACUACAUACGUACGGCUACAAAAGAACAUGUAUUCACCUGCAGAAGAAAGAAACGCCUAAUCGACCGACCACGAUCGGUGACCGAAAAACUAGUGUUUAUUUCCGAUGAUGCAUCUUGAAUAAAAUUUCUACACCAUACGGCGUAAUGUCUUUCAUCUCGGUAGGCGGUACCCAAACAAUAUUAAUGGAAAUAGACAAUUUGUUCAAAGCUGGAUGUCGCCAAGACAUGUACAAUGCCUUCGCCUCCUCUUCCUCCUCUUAUUGCUUCCUACAUGUCACUAAAGCGGCUGUCCGAGCGUCCGGCUUACGGAAUGCGACCAUAACUUCUAACUCAAUGUCGAUUGUUUCCUUUCAUCCGCAGAUCAGAGCCCCGGAUGCCAUCAAGGCAAAAAUUCAAGACGAUUUCAAUAAAACCAUCCGUUUUAUCCAAGGCAAUGACAAUCAGCAGCCUCCGUUCCCGGUGAUCGAGCAGGAGAUCACUGGGGACAGACGGUGCUUUACCGUCACUGGGCGGAAGGUCACGGAUACGACCACCCUUAAGGAUUACGUACGAGAGGGUUUACGAGACAGCGAAGGAACCCUACAUCAAUAUGAGGAGGAGUUUUGGAGUCGAAUGGCCGUGCCUCCCUUCUCCAAACGGACUUAUGCUGCCGACCUGACCCCCUCCGAAGCCCGCUUUGGAGGCCCUCCUGACGGGGUCCUGGAUGUUGACAGGAUCUCGUCUCUGUUGGACGGGACCAAAGCCGGGACGAUAGCCGGGGUCGGGUCGCAGUACCUGUACUUCGGGAAGGCAGGCACGGUGUUCGCCUACCAUUUAGAAGACUGCAACUUCCUAUCGGUCAACAUCCACCUGGGGGGUGCCCCCAAAGUCUGGUACGCUGUCCACCACCAUCAUGUCUCGAAAUUCCUUGAAUUUAUAUCCAUCCAUUAUGCGGAGGAAUUCCAAAACUGCACCACCGGAUAUCUAAUGCAUAAACGAUGUUUCCCCGCCCCUCAGGCCCUGCGGGAUGCCGGAAUUACAGUAACCCCGAUCCUCCAGACGCCCGGUGACAUCAUAGUGACCUUCCCCCAUGGGAUACAUGGGGGAUUCAAUUCCGGACUGAAUCGAAAUGCGGCGCGGAACGUGGCCGCUCCCUGGUGGCUGGAGUUCGCCCGUUCCGCGCUACGCCACGAAUGCGGCGCAGAAACCCUCGGGUUUUCCCUCGACGGCCAGCAACUGAACGCCCUGAAGGAGAAGGCACGGAGGCAGGUCGCCACCAGGCGGAGCCGGCCGCCUGAGAUGGUCGUCCGGCACACGGAAGCCGCCAGUUCCUCGGCCGCGACAAGUGUCACGCGGCGCAUCUGUGCGGUGUGCGGCGAGCCGAUUCACCGGUGCUAUUCGCCGCCACGCAUCCUCGGACUACAUCUGCUCGAGAUGUUAUAACAGCUCCCGGCCACCGAAACCGAGAUGCGUGACAUGCCGGAAAUUAAUGUACCAGGAGAAGCGGCAAGUCCCCAUAGAGGAUCGUCCACCGGGCUCCCCGGCCGUACAAUACGAGCACGUCGUCUGCUUCCGGCGGAGAAAGCUGAGG
Bemisia tabaci is the source of this 3580-nucleotide messenger RNA. Lineage: Eukaryota; Metazoa; Arthropoda; Insecta; Hemiptera; Aleyrodidae. The record is from RefSeq and is a predicted model, not a curated record.